Molecule: messenger RNA, 5123 nt
Organism: Synchiropus splendidus (mandarinfish)
Lineage: Eukaryota; Metazoa; Chordata; Actinopteri; Syngnathiformes; Callionymidae
Gene: fmnl2a
Product: formin-like 2a
Exons: 31
Coding region: 468-3815 (1115 amino acids)
Biological process (GO): cell migration; regulation of cell shape; cortical actin cytoskeleton organization
Cellular component (GO): cytosol
Molecular function (GO): small GTPase binding; actin filament binding
Source: RefSeq, a predicted model, not a curated record
CCAACUGAGAAGAAGGAGCAGGAGCGGGAGGCUUCGCCCCUGAAAAGAGUCAUUGUGGGGAGGGAUGAGUGCGUGCGGACCCCCACCCCUCCUCCUCCUCCUCCUCCUCCUCAACUAUCAGCUCAGCAGGAUCACUAAACCAGACCUGAUCACUUACUAACCAGCGAGCGCAGCGCCUGAAUCAUGCGCGGCGUCACCGCUGGCGCCUGGGAGUGGAGCACCAAUUGUGCAAGACACGGGUAACAGCGGAGGAGCCGGGCAACUUUCCGCACUUGAUGUGCUUCGUGUUGAACAUGUCUCACCGGGAACUCCGACCUCGGAACUCUUCGCCGGUCCGUGUUGACCAAGUGAGCCGUUAAAGGACGCCGCGAGGGAACAAACCACCGAGGUUAAACUGAUAACCCAAGUGAAGCCGGGGCGGACAGUGUUGUGCGGGAGCAGAGGAAGGCGGAUUAACAGGCGGAAAGAUGGGGAACGCUGGCAGCAUGGAGCAGCACACCGACCUGCGGGGGCACAACCUGCCCCUCAAGCUGCCCAUGCCGGAGCCAGGUGAGCUGGAGGAGCGCUUCGCCAUCGUCCUGAACUCCAUGAAUCUCCCUCCUGACAAAGCCCGACUGUUGCGACAGUACGACAACGAGAAGAAGUGGGAGCUCAUCUGCGAUCAGGAGAGAUUCCAAGUGAAAAACCCGCCUCACACAUACAUUCAGAAGCUGCGCAGUUAUCUGGACCCGGCCGUCACAAGAAAGAAAUUCAGACGGAGGGUGCAGGAGUCGACACAAGUCCUGAGAGAACUGGAAAUCUCAUUGCGGACCAAUCAUAUAGGAUGGGUUCGAGAGUUCUUAAAUGAAGAAAACAAAGGUCUGGAUGUUCUGGUCGAGUACCUCUCUUUUGCACAGUAUGCCGUCACGUUUGACGGCGACGCUCUAGACAACAACCCAGAUGCUUUGAUGGACAAAUCCAAGCCGUGGAGUCGCUCUAUCGAGGACCUGCAUGCAGGGAGCCCCUUGCAGUCGCCCAUCACCGGGAAUGGCAUCACGAGAGCCGGACGACACUCCACCAUACGAAAUGCACUUUUCACUAAUCAUCUUCUCAUCUGUCUGCCAGUCUUCGACAGCAGGACACACAGCUCGGUCGGCUGUCCGAAGUGUUCUCAAGUAAAACGGUGUAACACGUUGCCCGUUCGGAGGACGCUGAAAAACUCCAGACUAGUUUGUAAGAAAGACGACGUCCACGUCUGCAUCAUGUGUCUGCGCGCCAUCAUGAACUACCAGUAUGGUUUCAACAUGGUCAUGUCACACCCAAAUGCUGUGAAUGAAAUUGCACUAAGUCUCAACAAUAAAAACCCGAGGACCAAAGCGCUCGUCCUGGAGCUCCUGGCAGCGGUGUGUCUUGUCAGAGGGGGCCAUGAAAUUAUCCUCUCUGCGUUUGACAACUUUAAAGAGGUUUGUGUGGAGUCGCAGCGGUUUGAGAAGCUAAUGGAGUAUUUCAAGAAUGAGGACAACAACAUUGACUUCAUGGUGGCCUGCAUGCAGUUCAUCAACAUCGUGGUGCACUCGGUGGAGGACAUGAAUUUCCGAGUUCACCUGCAGUUUGACUUCACCAAACUGGGUCUGGACGACUACCUGGAUAAGUUGAAGCACACGGAGAGCGAUAAGCUGCAGGUUCAGAUUCAGGCCUACCUGGACAAUGUGUUCGAUGUGGGUGCCCUGCUGGAGGACGCGGAGACCAAAAAUGCAGCUCUGGAGCGAGUGGAGGAGCUGGAGGAGAACAUGUCACACAUGACGGAGAAGCUGCAGGACACUGAAAACGAAGCCAUGUCCAAGAUAGUGGAGCUGGAGAAGCAGCUGAUGCAGAGAAACAAAGACCUGGACUCCAUCAGGGAAAUGUUCAAAGACACCAGCUCGCAGGUCCACACGCUCCGGCAGAUGUUGAAGGAGAAGGACGAGGCCAUCCAGCGCCAGUGCAACCUGGAGAAAAAGAUCCACGAGCUGGAGAGGCAGGGGACCAUCAAGAUCCACAAAAAAGGAGACGGCGACAUCUCCAUCCUGCCCGCGCCUCCGUCCGCCACCGAGUUCCUGCCGGGGGUUGUGACUGGACCUGUCGGCAGUAACCAUGUGGGUGGAGUCGUGGGGGCUCCGGCGUUAUCUCCUCUACUGCCAGUCAACGGCACAUUGCCCAACGGUCCGUUGACCAUCCCUCCUGCAGUGGUGGCGCCUCCUCCCCCUCCACCGCCGCCACCCCCGCCUCCACCCCCACCUCCUCCUGGACCAGCUUCAGAAAUGUUGGCCCCCAUGCCUCCUCCUCCUCCUCCUGCAGCCCCCCCAUUACCGGGCUGUGGCACCCCCACUGUCAUCAUGAACUCUGGGCUGGCAGACGGACCCAUCAAACUUUUCUCUGUUAAGAUCAAGAAGCCGAUCAAGACCAAGUUCCGCAUGCCCGUCUUCAACUGGGUCGCCCUGAAGCCCAACCAGAUUAACGGAACCGUCUUUAAUGAGAUUGAUGACGAGCGGAUACUGGAGGACCUGAACGUGGACGAGUUCGAGGAGAUGUUCAAGACCAAAGCUCAGGGUCCGUCCAUCGAGCUCACCAUGAGUAAGCAGAAGUCCAUCCAGAAGGGACCCAACAAGGUGACGCUGCUGGACUCCAACCGCGCCAAGAACUUGGCCAUCACGCUGAGGAAAGUGGGCAAGACUCCGGAGGAGAUCUGCAGGGCCAUCCAGCUAUUCGACCUGCGCACGCUGCCCGUGGACUUCGUGGAGUGUCUGAUGCGCUUCCAGCCCACGGAGAACGAGGUGAAAGUCCUGCGGCAGUUCGAGAAGGAGCGCAAGCCGGUGGAGAGUCUGACGGACGAGGACCGCUUCAUGAUGCAGUUCAGUAAAAUCGAGCGGGUCAUGCAGAAGAUGACAAUCAUGGCCUUCAUCGGCAACUUCUGCGAGAGCGUUCAGAUGCUCACACCGCAACUGCACGCAGUCAUCGCCGCCUCCGUGUCCAUCAAGUCGUCUCAGAAGCUGAAGAAAAUUCUAGAGAUUAUUUUGGCUCUUGGAAACUACAUGAACAGCAGCAAGAGAGGAGCCGUGUACGGCUUCAAGCUGCAGAGUUUGGACUUGCUCCUUGACACAAAGUCAACCGACCGCAAGAUCACACUGUUGCACUACAUCGCCAACGUGGUGAAGGAGAAAUACUCGCAAGUCUCUCUCUUCUACAAUGAGCUUCACUAUGUGGAAAAAGCUGCAGCAGUGUCCCUGGAGAACGUGCUGCUGGACGUGAAGGAGCUGCAGAGAGGCAUGGACCUGACCCGGCGGGAGUACAGCAUGCACGGCCACAACACCAUGCUCAAGGACUUCAUCACGCACAACGAGAACAAGCUGAAGAAGCUGCAGGACGACGCCAAGAUCGCACAGGAUGCUUUCGACGAGGCGGUCAAGUUCUUUGGGGAAAACGCCAAAACCACGCCGCCGUCCGUCUUCUUCCCUGUGUUUGUGCGCUUCGUGAAGGCCUACAGGCAAGCAGAGGAAGACAAUGAGCAGAGGAAGAGACAAGAGCAGAUGUUGAUGGAGAAACUUCUGGAGCAAGAGGCCUUGAUGGAGGAAGAAGAGAGGUCUCCAUCUCACAAGAACAAGCGGCAGCAGCAAGAGCUGAUCCAGGAGCUGCGGAGGAAGCAGGUGAAGGACAGUCGACACGUCUACGAAGGCAAGGACGGCGCCAUCGAGGACAUCAUCACAGUGCUGAAGACGGUGCCCUUUACCGCCCGCACCGCCAAGCGCGGCUCUCGGUUCUUCUGCGAGUCCGCGCUCAAUGAGGAGUACCAUUACUAAGCUUGUAGAACUGUCUCUCUGCUCAAAGAUCUGAGGAACCAGCCCUACAGACGCGCCGACGCCGUGCGGCGCAGCGUCCGGAGACGCUUCGACGACCAGAACUUACGACCCCUGAACAGCAAUGAAGUAGUGAUAUGAGACGGGAGCAGAGCAUGUGUGAGAGGUGGAAGCAGAAGGAGAGAGAAGGUGGAGCGUGAAGGAUGAGCGAGAGUAGCAGCCACGUAGAUCUCUGUACAUACAUAUGCAUAUAUAUAUAAUAUAUAUAUAUAACAUGAGAAGAGACACGGAGGGUCCGUGUGCGGAAGGUUGACCUAGAACCCUAGACAUGACAAGUGCCUGAACUUCCCGCUCUGAUCUUUCCUUAUUUUUCUAUGAUGUUUUUAAAAAUCCUUUUAGAAAGAAGGACACAUUCCAUUCCGCUUCUCUGCUCACAUUCCGCGUACUCGAUUCAUUCCUCGCAGCCGUGAGCUCCACAGGAAACAUCUCCAGUUUGAGCCAACAGUUCAGGACCAACAUGGUGGAGGUCCCUGCGAGAAGAAACACGUGGCCUUCACUGCCAGCCAGAGAUGUUACAGGAGCUGAAACGCUUCAGUCAAGUCUUGGUGAUAUUCGGACUGAUCACUUUUGCAAUGGGGAACCAAGAAAUCCACGAGAAGAUACUGAACAUGAAACUGGACUCUUUAUCUCGGCAAACCAUUAACCACUGCAUCUAUUCAUUGUAAUUUUAAUGUAUAGUAUUUAACCACUUCAUUUUUCUGGAGACAAAAAUGAUUAACGGAGAAAAAGUACAUAAAAAAAGUGUACAGAUAUUUUGCUACUAAGUCUGGAUUUUUUUUUUUUAAGCAACGUCCACAAGACCAGAUGGUUAAUAUUGUAAAUAUUGUUCAAACAAAGUUUUCACUGCCUUGUGCGUUACAACUUGAAUGUUAUUUUAACUUAUAGUUUUUUUUUUUUGUUUUGUAUGUUAAAUUAAACCAAACGCAGCGGAAAAUGAGUUUUGGAGUCUCGAGAGGUGAAUUGGUGUUGAGAGCUGGUGGAAGUCCACUCUGCAGUAGCCACUCAAAGCAGUUGAAUCUGGUGUGAUCUCGAUUUAUACCACGGAAGCUGGUGUUACCAUCUGUCAUCUCUGUGACUGGACAUUACUGGCACAUGUUUCUCUUUUUGUACUUUUGUCAGAAAUAUUAGGCAGUUUGUGCUUUAUCAGAAAAAUAACAUUUUUUUAAAAAAGAAUUAGGGGAGCAGAGGCUGUCAACAAAUAUGACUAAAUAAACUAUUUACAUGGACCACAGAACUGGCUGGUUUGUCUUC